Messenger RNA from Bombyx mori (domestic silkworm), 1821 nucleotides. RefSeq names its product methylosome subunit pICln (gene icln). Gene Ontology annotation, biological process: mRNA cis splicing, via spliceosome; spliceosomal snRNP assembly. The transcript is spliced from 6 exons. The record is from RefSeq and is a predicted model, not a curated record. Gene Ontology annotation, cellular component: spliceosomal complex; cytosol; pICln-Sm protein complex. Lineage: Eukaryota; Metazoa; Arthropoda; Insecta; Lepidoptera; Bombycidae. The coding region runs from base 1050 to 1655 and encodes 201 amino acids.
UGAAAACUCUGUUCACGAAUUUAUUAAUUAAUUUAUUAAAUGGUUCCAAAUACUGCACAUCCAUAAAAAUAUCUUCAUCGGAAGAGGAAGACGAGGAAAGCGCAGUAUUUUUGCCACCUUUCCUCUUUUUACCUUUGUACUAAAUACGCCUCUGCUAGAUCUGCUUUCAGCAACAAUUCGUCUUAUGGUAGUAUUAGAAACACCUGAAAUUAACCAAAGUUUAGUAUACAUAAUACACACGAAAAUGCAAUAAACCAAAGUAUCAAGACGUGUCAUUCCUACUAACCAGUCGACGCUUGCACAUGGCUGAAUAUCGAUGAUUGUAUUUGUUCUGCACCUUGUUCAUCAAAUAUUCUUUGAAUCAUUCACAUUGAAAACAAUAUUUCUUGCUUGCGAUAGAAGAGGUUUCUUCGACAUUUUCGCCACAUUUUAAAGGAAAUUUGAAUUCCUCGAAAUUUCAGUUUUAACAGAUGUCAUUUUUUUUGUUGUAAAAUCGCUAUUUUUUCCCUUUUUUGCUAUCAGAUUCUGGUAGACCUAUAGUUACCGUCGGCCACGAUGAGAAGGUUCUCGUGUCGAGAAUAGCUAUCACAACGAAAGUGCUGCCAGGCUAGAAAUAUCAAUGUCUCUAUUGUGUUUAGCUUUAAUAUCUAUCCCAUCAAUUGUGCUUGUGCCAAGCCUCACUUCGCGAACUACAGAACAGCUGUCAAGGCUUUAAUAAUCAAAACGUUUUACUCCAAUUUCCCCAAUAUUGCUAGUGUCAAUUUCUUUUUUCCCUUUUUGCCAUCAGAUCCUGGUAGACCUGUAAUUAUAAUAAGACAUGACCUAAAAGUCUUAGUUACCAGGUCAUAAAAUCCCUUAAAAAAAUCCUUUAACUAUUAAUAGUUAGACUAAUCUGUGAAAUGUGAAUUCCUUCCCGAAGCGUGGUUGUUGGAAAGCUUUGUUUUUAUUUUUCCUCAUAACUAAUAAGCCGAGAGACUGGAAGUCAUUUAUUAAAAAUUAGUUAAACGCUUUUCUCGUGUUCAUUCUUUUAAAUAUACUGAAGUACAACAAUGGUAGUUGUGUCAAGUAAUUUUGCUGAGCCGGCCGAUGGUGUGUUGCUACAGUCUCCAUCUACAAAACUUCUCAUAAAUGAUCAAGAAUUAGGCACAGCUACGUUGUACAUCACUGAAAACAACGUCAUAUGGGGCGGAGGCGUUAGUCCAUCAGGCAAUCCAGCUCCGACCAUCAAUCUACUCUAUCCAAGCAUAUCUCUACAUGCGAUACAACGCGAACCAUCCCCUGCCUUGUACAUGGUUCUUAAUUAUGAGUUACGUUUACCAGAACUCAGUCAGCAAGCAGGUUCCACUGAUGCCGACGACGAUGAUGACUUUGAUGUCGAUGAUCAACCCAUAACACAGCUCAGAUUCAUCCCAGAAAACGAGAACGAAUUACAAGCCAUGUAUUCGGCCAUGUGUCAGGGACAAGAAUUGCAUCCGGAUCCGGCUGAUGAGGUCGAGGAUGAUGACCCAUACAUGGACGGAGAGGAGUUUGAUGAAGGGGAGGAGGAGUUUGAAGAUGCUGAGGAGAGCGCGCCCGACCCCGCCGCCGCGCUGAGACGCAUGAGGCUCGGCCCCCCGCCCGGUAACGGCCACGACGCGGACCUGGCCAACAAGUGAAGACAGGCGCGCGAGCUAGUCGUCCAGUCGACACGAUCUGUAACAAAACUGUUGUUAGAGUUACAUUUUAAUUUUUAAUAAUAAACGCGUAGGUAUUGUAUGUUUGUAAGCGAUGUCUGAAGUACUGAAUAUUUGUUUCUUUAUAAUAAAUAAACUGUGUAAAGCU